Molecule: messenger RNA, 3495 nt
Organism: Ostreococcus lucimarinus CCE9901
Lineage: Eukaryota; Viridiplantae; Chlorophyta; Mamiellophyceae; Mamiellales; Bathycoccaceae
Gene: LacZ
Product: Beta-galactosidase, putative
Exons: 3
Coding region: 1-3495 (1164 amino acids)
Biological process (GO): lactose catabolic process
Cellular component (GO): beta-galactosidase complex
Molecular function (GO): carbohydrate binding; beta-galactosidase activity
Source: RefSeq, a predicted model, not a curated record
AUGUACUUUUGGAACCUCUUUGCAAGCUUCGUGUUUCGUUGCUUUAGUCUCCAGGGAAUAAUCAACUUUUACGAAAGCUGGACUUUUCGCACAUCGCGCGUGCUAUCAAUUAUACUCAGAAUCGGGGAGUGUUCCUACGCAACCUUUUUCGACAGUUGCGUUCAGGAGCAACUGGUUUCAGUAGACGAGCCUUUAUCGUCGGCCGAAAUCGCCGACUGGGAGAACGCAUCUAUUGUUGGUCGUGAUCGAAGGCCAAGUCACUGCACCUUAUAUUCUUUCAGAACUGUGGACGAAUGUAUAUCUUUCUGGAAAGGUGGAGGCCUCUGGAAUGAGAGAAUUAAUUUAGCCAACGUUCAGAACCUGAAUGGCACGUGGAAGUUCAAGCUUCUGAAGAAUCCACGCGCCAUAUCUGAUGAAUUUACACUGUCAAACUUCUCAGACACGUUCUGGGCAGAGAUUCCAGUCCCUGCAAAUUGGCAAUGCAAAGGAUGGGAUCGACCUAUUUACACAAACUUUCAAUAUCCUUUUCCAUUGCAUCCACCAGUCGCGCGUACGUCUAUUAAGCUAGGUAUUGAUGCUGGUGUUCUGUGUGAAAACUGCGUGCACGCGACAAAUCCGACGGGCCUGUACAGGCGAACCUUCCAGCUAGAUAUGGACUGGAAUGAAUCAUAUGAAAGGACUUUCAUCGUGUUUGAGGGGGUCGAUGCAGCGUUUCAUAUAUGGAUCAAUGGUCAACUUGUCGGUUACUCUCAAGAUAGCAAAAUGACCGCCGAAUUCGACGUAUCAGAUUCUUUGCAAAGCGGGACUAACUUGGUGGUGGUCCGCGUUUAUCGAUGGUGCGAUGGUAGUUACUUAGAGGAUCAAGAUCAAUGGUGGCUCAGUGGAAUAUUCAGAGAUGUUUAUUUGUAUCGUAAAAGAGCGUCACAUAUCUGCGAUUACUCCGUGCAGACAGAGUGUUGUGAUUGGCAGUCAGGCACAUGGGAGCUUCGAGUUGGGAUUGAAAUUUGUGACACCGCCAAUGCGUACUUCAACAAUGACAAUAAACGUCUUCGUGUUCGUCUUUUUGAUUCUUCCUUACGUGAAAUAUCUACUGGAACUACGGACAAGUUUCUUAUCCAACACUAUUCACCUGAUUUUGGUACAACGCAAGAAAAAAACAUAGAGGAAGUUAGGCAAUAUGCAAAUGUAUGCUUCAACAUAAGCAACGUGGCAGAAUGGUCGUCUGAGCGUCCAACGCUUUAUCUACUUGCCAUUAUUUUGGAGAGUGAAUCUGGAGAGUGUUUAGACUGCGAAGGGUGCAGAGUAGGCUUUCGAACUGUCCAGAUUUUCAACAAACAACUAUUAGUGAACGAAAAACGAAUCACUUUUCAAGGAGUAAAUAGACAUGAACACUGCCCUGUAGAGGGAAAGGCGGUAUCGGAGAAGCUCAUGAUAGAGGACAUUUUGCUGAUGAAACGUAACAAUUUCAACGCAGUGCGCACUUCACAUUAUCCGAAUCAUCCGAGGUUUUAUGAGUUGUGUGAUGAAUACGGAUUGUACGUUAUUGAUGAGGCCAAUAUUGAGACACAUGGGUUUGAGUUUGGCUUACAUUCGACGCCAUAUCUAGCAAAUGAUCCUGUAUGGAGAAAUGCAUACAUGUCCAGAGUAUCACGCAUGGUACAACGCGACAAAAAUCAUUGCUCUAUCAUUAUUUGGUCACUUGGCAAUGAGUCAGGUUGUGGCGGCGCUCACUUUGCUAUGUAUUCAUGGGUAAAACAAAAUGACAAAACCCGUCCAAUUCAAUAUGAAGGUGGUGGCUUCAAGACAAAGUGCACCGAUAUUAUUUGUCCCAUGUAUGCAACACCUAAGAUUUGCCAAGAUCUUGCAUCACAGAUGGAUGAUCGACCAGUCAUUUUGUGUGAGUAUUCUCAUGCCAUGGGAAAUAGCAAUGGUGGUCUCGCCAAAUAUUGGGAAGUGUUUCGGAGCAACCGUAGUGCGCAAGGAGGGUUCAUAUGGGACCUUAUCGAUCAAGGAUUAAACUGUUCAACAAAUGGGCGAAUUCAUUGGGGCUAUGGCGGAGAUUUUGGAGAUUCACCAAACGAUAAGCAGUUUUGUAUCAACGGGUUGGUCUUCCCAGACCGUUCGCCUCAUCCUGCCAUGGAAGAAGUGAAGUAUCUCCAACAACCUACGAUGAUACGCGCACAAGGAGAUAAGAUUAUCGUUGAAAAUCGAUAUCACUUUACAAAUCUCGAGUGUAUGAAGUUCGACUGGUGCGUGAUUCUCGAUAGUGGCUUCAUACUUAAGAAAGGCCAAUUUAGCAAACUUCACAUUCAACCGGGAGCAGAAACUUCUUACGAAUGGUCCCAGUUAUUCCCAUCACUAUCAUCUCUCGCGCAGCUUGUCCAGAGGAAGCAGUUUGUGUUUGGAGAAUGGUGGAUUGACGUAUCGGCUUCGUUCAUCAAACAUCAGUCUUGGAUACCUGAAGGUGUGAGUAUUGCAAAGUGUCAGCUUAUGUUGCCGCAACAAAAAGUCCCUGUUCCGGGAAGCUUGAACAGUGAAGCUGCAAUUCAUAUAGAGCAUUUGAGUGAUGCGAUUUGGGUCACUUCGCAAGACAGCACAUAUGUUUUCAAUGCAGCUUCCGGUAGAUUAUUGAAGUUUCAAUUUCGCGGCGAAAUGUUGAUUCAAUCAGGCCCGAUAGCGAGUUUAUGGCGAGCUCCAACAGACAAUGACAGUGGUGGUUGGAUUUUUUCUUUUGCCGAGCGAUGGGCCAAAGCAGGACUGGAUACUUUGCAUGAGCACGAAGAAGCUGUCGAAACUUUCGUAGACAACUUCGGAAGAUUUCAUUGUGCUAGUAAGCUUGUGCUUCGAACUGCUCAAAAGAAAACUGUAUGUCGUCUUUGCUCUCAUUACACGGUCUUGGCGUCUGGUCAUCUAAAUGUUACUUGCACAUUCGAUUUAUCACCUCAUUUACCACCUCUUCCUCGAAUUGGAGUUCUGAUGCAAUGUCGAGCAACCAUGCAACAAGUUGAGUGGCUUGGACUUGGUCCACAUGAAAAUUAUUUAGAUAGAAAGUCCUCUGCGUUUCUGGGUCGCCACUCCGCAACUGUUGACGAUCUUCAUGUUCCAUAUAUAGUACCAAGUGAUAAUGGUGCUCGCCAAGAAGUGCGCUGGCUGGCUUUAGAAUCUUCCGCAAGCGGAAAUAAGUGCUUGUUCACGAGCAAGGAGAAUUUCAAUUUCAAUGCGUCAAAUUUCUCUGACGCUGAACUGGCGCGAGCCAACCACCAGCACGAUCUUCAGCGAAGUGACAGUAUUCACGUACAUUUAGAUACAUUCCAAAUGGGUUUAGGAGGAGACUGCAGUUGGUUUCCAUGUGUGCACUCUGAAUUUCUUGCACCUGCUCGGAAGCGUUUCACUUUUACUUUUGUCAUCGCAGGAGUUGGAGGAAACGAAAACCCAAGUGAUGUUUUUCAAGAAUUGCGAUUUUCGCGUGACACAGUCGAACUCACUUCAUCGUGA